CUUCCUUCCCGCCCCGCCACCGCCCCUGGUGGCUCUGCCGCUCUAUCCCCGGGAGGAGCCGGCUGUCGCUUGUCCCUGCCGGCCCCGUUGCCCAGGGAACGGGCUCCCGGCAGCCCCUGCGGCCCGGAGUCCGUCCCCGCCUACGCCGGCCCGGCGGGGCCGACGAGUCCGGAGGGGCUGCUGCGGGAGCCCCCAGGUUUCCUUGAUGCCAAGUAAACAUUUCAGUUUCCUGCCUGAAGAUCAUCUGUGGAAACCUUGGCCAUGGCAUCCAUAUCAGAGCCUGUUACCUUCAGAGAGUUCUGCCCUUUGUAUUAUCUCCUCAAUGCCAUUCCCACAAAGAUCCAGAAGGGUUUCCGCUCUAUCGUGGUCUACCUCACAGCCCUCGAUACCAAUGGGGACUACAUUGCCGUGGGCAGCAGCAUCGGCAUGCUCUAUCUGUACUGCCGGCACUUCAACCAGAUGAAAAAAUACAACUUUGAGGGGAAGGCAGAAGCCAUCACGGUGGUGAAGCUGCUGAGCUGCUUUGAUGACCUCGUGGCUGCUGGCACAGCCUCUGGGAGGGUGGCAGUCUUUCAACUUGUCUCUUCAUUGCCAGGGAGAAAUAAGCAGCUUCGGAGAUUUGAUGUCACUGGUAUUCACAAAAAUAGCAUAACAGCUCUGGCUUGGAGCCCCAAUGGAAUGAAAUUGUUCUCUGGAGAUGACAAAGGGAAAAUUGUAUAUUCUUCUCUGGAUCUAGACCAGGGCGUCUGUAACUCCCAUUUGGUGUUAGAAGAGCCGUCUUCAAUUGUGCAGCUGGAUUAUAGCCAGAAAGUGCUACUUGUCUCUACUUUACAAAGAAGUCUGCUUUUUUACACUGAAGAAAAGUCUGUGAGGCAAAUUGGAACACAACCAAGGAAAAGCACUGGGAAAUUUGGGGCUUGUUUUAUACCAGGACUUUGUAAGCAAAGCGAUCUAACCCUGUACGCAUCACGGCCUGGGCUCCGGCUGUGGAAGGCUGACGUCCAUGGGACUGUUCAAGCCACAUUUAUCUUAAAGGAUGUCUUUGCUGGAGGAGUCAAGCCUUUCGAACUGUACCCGCGCCUGGAGUCCUCUGACAGGGGAAGUUGCAGCUUACCCGAGAAACACCUGGGGCUUGUUUCAUGUUUCUUUCAAGAAGGCUGGGUGUUGAGUUGGAAUGAAUACAGUAUCUACCUUCUAGACACCAUCAAUCAGGCCACAAUUGCUGGUUUGGAAGGAUCAGGUGAUAUCGUGUCUGUUUCCUGCACAGAAAAUGAAAUAUUUUUCUUAAAGGGAGACAGAAACAUUAUAAGAAUUUCAAGCAGGCCCGAAGGACUAGGGUCAAUAGUGCGACACACUCUGGAGAUGUCAGGAUGUACAGAGCAAGUCCGUGUGCAGUAUGUGGAGAAGCCAUUGGGGGCCACCGUUUCUGAGACGAGGCUCAGAGGCUCUUCCGUGGCCAGUUCCAUGGCCAGCGAACCGAGGAGCAGGAGCAGCUCGCUCAACUCCACCGACAGCAGCUCUGGGCUCCAGGCAGCCCCGGAGCUGAGCAAGGGCAGCCAGCCCACCUCGCAGAGAUUCAGUGUGAUCAGCUCGGAAGACUUUGACCAGGAGCUCAUUGUGAAGCCUCUCAAAGUGAAAAAGAAGAGGAGGAAGAAGAAGACAGAAGGUGGAAGCAGGAGCGCCUGCCACAGUUCCCUUGAGUCGACUCCCUGCUGUGAGUUUCCUGGUGACAGUCCCCAGUCCUUGAACACAGACCUGCUGUCCAUGACCUCAAGUUUGGGCAGCAUCGUGGAUCGGUUAAGCACAGAGUCUCCCGACCACGAGAGCAACCUCAUUGGAGAGGUGAAUGGUGUCCUGCAGGGAAAUAAUGACCCUGAAGCAUUUAGUGUCCUGGAGGUGCCUGAACCAGUCCCUGACUUACUGAAUAAAGAAAACGACAGUAGAACUGAAAUCCCACAGUGUAACCAAGCAAGCAAGACGAAGUUGCACAAUGGAGUGUUGAGUUCACCCUUGCAAGCGAGGGAAGACGUGGAAGGUAGUGAUGUCAUAGAACUCGAAGAGGAUCCUUGUCCUGUGGAUGAUGGACUGAAUAGCAGACAGUCACCCUGCCAAGAACAGGCCAGCUCUGCUGAGGCCCAGGAGGUGGGAGGCAUGGAGCCUGAUGACCCCCAAAGCACUUUCUCUGAAGCCCCCUUCUUAGACUCACUCCCAGUGCCUUCCAGCCUCAGCUGGGCCCCCAGUGCUGAGCAGUGGCUGCUGGGAACCAGAGCUGAUGAAGGCAGCCCUGAGGAGCUCAGCAAAGAGCAGGGCUUCCUAACGCACACGGACGCCCCUGACCACCUCGGCUCAAAUCUCUGGCAUGCUGUCACUGAUGAUGACACAGGCCAGAAAGCCAUGGCCACUUCCGAAUGUGACUUGGGGGAUGUGGGGGGACGACCGACUCCCCCUGUCUCUACCCUGGCGGCCAGCACCCACGAGCAUCCCCUCGAGCAGCCCUCCCGGGACCAGGUGCUGACGUCCAGUGACGAUGAGGACAUCUAUGCGCAUGGGCUGCCCUCUUCAUGCUCGGAGACGAGCGUGACAGAGCUCGGAGGUAGUCGCUCCCUGCAGGACCUGAGCCAGCCAGGCACAGAUGACACCGGGUUACUAAAGUCAGAUCAGUUUGCAGAAAGCUGGAUGGGCUACUCUGGCCCCGGCUAUGGCAUACUCAGCCUGGCGGUCUCCGAGAAGUACAUUUGGUGCCUGGACUACAAAGGUGGCCUGUUCUGCAGUGCGCUGCCCGGCGCUGGCCUGCGCUGGCAGAAGUUUGAAGAUGCCGUCCAGCAGGUGGCAGUCUCGCCUUCAGGAGCCCUCCUCUGGAAGAUUGAACAGAAAUCUAACCGAGCUUUCGCGUGUGGAAAAGUGACCAUCAAGGGGAGGCGGCACUGGUACGAAGCUCUGCCGCAGGCAGUGUUUGUGGCCCUGAGCGAUGACACGGCCUGGAUCAUCAGGACAAAUGGAGACCUGUACCUGCAGACAGGUCUCAGCGUGGAUCGCCCCUGUGCCAGAGCUGUGAAAGUUGACUGUCCUUACCCACUGUCCCAGGUCACAGCCCGAAACAGCGUGGUGUGGGCCCUGACGGAACAGAGAGCCCUCCUGUACCGGGAGGGCGUGAGCAGCUUCUGUCCGGAAGGGGAGCAGUGGAAAUGUGACAUCGUCAGUGAAAGGCAAGCUUUAGAACCUGUCUGUAUAACUCUCGGGGACCAGCAGACCCUGUGGGCCCUGGACAUCCGAGGAAACCUGUGGUUCAGAACUGGCAUCGUUUCCAAGAAGCCCCAAGGAGAUGAUGACCAUUGGUGGCAAGUGAGCAUCACAGACUACGUGGUGUUCGACCAGUGCAGCUUAUUCCAGACCAUCAUCCACGCCACACACUCAGUGGCCACAGCAGCUCAAGUCCCCGUCGAAAAGGUGGCAGAUAAACUGCGCAUGGCGUUUUGGUCUCAGCAGCUUCAGUGCCAGCCGAGCCUCCUAGGGGUCAACAACAGUGGCGUCUGGAUCUCCUCGGGGAAGAAUGAAUUCCAUGUCGCUAAAGGAAGUCUCGUCGGCACUUACUGGAAUAAUGUUGUUCCCCGUGGGACAGCUUCUGCAACAAAAUGGGCCUUUGUAUUGGCUUCUACUGCCCCCACAAAGGAAGGAAGCUCCUUGUGGCUGUGCCAGAGCAGCAAGGACCUGUAUAGUGUCAGCGCCCAGAACGCCCAGUCGCGCCCGUCCACCGUGCAGCUGCCUCCCGAUGCCGAGAUGAGGGCAUACGCCGCCUGCCAAGAUGCUCUGUGGGCCCUAGACAGCCUCGGCCAGGUGUUUAUCAGGACGCUCUCCAAGAGCUGCCCCACGGGCAUGCACUGGACGAGGCUGGACCUUUCCCAGCUAGGAGCUAUAAAACUGAUGAGCUUGGCAUGUGGAAAUCAGCACAUCUGGGCCUGUGAUUCUAGGGGUGGAGUUUACUUCCGCGUAGGAACCCAGCCUCUGAAUCCCAGUCUGAUGCUUCCAGCCUGGAUAAUGAUUGAGCCACCUGUCCAGCCUGCCGGGGUCACCUUGGUCAGCGUCCAUUCCAGCCCCAACGACCAGAUGCUGUGGGCGCUCGACAGCAGGUGGAAUGUGCACGUCCGAACUGGAAUCACUGAGGAGAUGCCAGUGGGGACCGACUGGGAGCACGUGCCAGGGUUGCAGGCCUGCCAGCUGGCACUGAGCACCAGGACCAUAUGGGCCCGCUGCCCCAACGGUGAUCUCGCCCGACGGUAUGGCGUCACUGACAAAAACCCCGCCGGAGACUACUGGAAGAAAAUUCCCGGAAACGUGACGUGUUUCACAGUGACCUCGUCAGAUGAGCUGUGGGCCGUGGGCCCCCCCGGCUACCUCCUCCAGCGGCUGACAAGGACUUUCAGCCACUCGCACGGUGCCCAAAGCGGCCACGCCACCACCCCCCACCCCGAGGACCUGGAGGAUGAGUGGGAGGUCAUCUGAAAGAGCUCUUGGGUGGAGUCGCCCAGGAAGGAGGAAGCGGAGACUUAUGUGGUGGACACAGUCGGUUUCUGAGUCGCUCGCUCCUAGACAUGCCUCAUCAACUCUUGUCCAGACACGUCUGGCCAGGUUGGACACCCACACUUGCUUUAAUCCAUAUUUGUUUCCGUCUCAUUCCCGAACUCACAGCCUUACCGAGUGAUCCGUUGCUGUAGCAGCAGUGCCUCUGAACUCUUAUGAGGUCAUCUCCAAGUGGGGACAGUGGCUGCUGCCAGUUGCAUGCACUACAGUUACCCCUGUGCUGUGCUCAUGUUCUCAUCACUGACCCCUCCAGGUCCUGUUGUGGAGGAUGACGCGGGGAGCCUCCUGUGGGCAGGACGAGUCACAGCCAGGUCGGGGACAUGCCUGUGAGCUCCCGCAGGCAGCCCCGUUAGUAGCCCCAAGGCCAAAUGGAGCUGAAGGUCAGUGCCUUCCAACCACUGAACGUCUUCCAUGAUGGCUUCAUCUCCAUCACAGCGUCUCUCCACCCCCUCUCUCAGAGACGCAGGUUCCAGCACACAUUCCAUGCUAGACAGCCCAGAUGGGAAACCGAGGCCGUGUUUAAGAGGUGAGGCACUGGGCUGUGCCAGGACAGAGAACACACACGCAUACAACACACAGGCCACACUGUGCCCUCCCUGCCCACUCAUAGGCCGGGGCACGCUCGCUGGCACACGUCAGCCCAAAUAAUAAAGGCCAGUGGAUGAAAGGCUAUGGAAGUGUGCGCGUGUAUCGAGGCCAGGACGGCACAGGAAGGCGCGGUCAGAUGUGGGGGAGCGUAGCCGCGUUAGCCAGCUGAGAUGUGUCUUUAGAGGGAUAUUAACUCAUGCUGGUGGACAUCAGAAAAACCAGAAGCAUCCUCAGAGGAUGAAUCUACUAAUUAUUGCCUUUUUUGUUUGUUGUAUUAUAAACCUGCAUAAGAUACCUCAUUUGAAAUCGAAUCUUACAAAUUUAAAAGAGAAGUGUAUUUUCUGAAAUCAGUGGAAGGCCUUACACUCCUUGCAUGGUUCAUCCUGAGCCUGCACUGUCCUCGGCUGCAGCUUCAGAGAGGGCGGGCAGCCCCCUGCAUGUCCUCGACGUGCAGGGCAGUCAUGGGAACUGCCGGCUGGCUCCAAGACAGAGCCCGGCACUGUCAGUGGGGUGUUUGGGUUGAUACCCCCAGAAGGUUGGACCUGGUGCCUGCUGUGGUCAGUUGCUGUGGCCACAUCAGAUGUCAGCCCUUGGGGUCAGCCUGCAGUGCCCACUCUGCUCGCUGGCAUCUGAGCUCUAGGACUCAGCAGCCCAGCCACGCAUCCCACCCUGAGCCCGCCCCUCCCUCCUGGGGGCUGCACGAGGCAGGACUCCAGCCCCGAUGCUUUUUUUAGCCUGCUUUUGGCCCUGGGCCCGGUACUGGAGGCCUGUUUUCUACUGAGUGAGUGUCCGGGAGCCCCCAGGCUACAGGUGAAGAGCGAUAAAAUAUGUUCUCUGAUAGGACCCAGCCAGCCAUGAAGAUGGAGGUUUUCCAGGUCUAAAUGAGGACGAGAUGCUGAAAUCCCGGAUCUUACUUCACACUUCACUUUUAUAGAAUCCUUUUUUUAAAAGUUUGGUGACAGCAGAGGCCGCCCCAGGCUGGCCGUGGCUCCUCUCCCUCGUCUGUUGUGCCUUGCCCGGCCCCCCUCGAUGGCAAAGCUCUCCUAAUCCCAUGGGACUUUAGUGCAAUUAAACCCAAGUCUAGUUUGAUACUUUUAAAUGACUUUUAGCUUCAGUGCUUUGUACAGUUUACUUUCUGGUUUCAUUUUUAGUUGUGCUUUGAGACAGUGCAAUAAACUAGACUUUUCCAAACCU
This is a messenger RNA of Ceratotherium simum simum (southern white rhinoceros), 6360 nucleotides long. It is a transcript of the gene TECPR2, whose product is annotated as tectonin beta-propeller repeat containing 2. Gene Ontology annotation, molecular function: protein binding. The record is from RefSeq and is a predicted model, not a curated record. Lineage: Eukaryota; Metazoa; Chordata; Mammalia; Perissodactyla; Rhinocerotidae.